AUCCUUCACUAGCUAUUGACCUAGAUGUAACGGUCGUGCGUUGGUUUGGAAACCGCGUUGAGUGCCCUAGCGCGCGGUUUGGAACGCGCCCGUGUCGUUAAUUUCGGAGCUGUUUUUUUUCUUUUCUCGAGCGAAGCUAAGGUUUAAUGUAUAUAAAGCUGAAGUCAGAUUUAGUUUUAUAUCGAUAAAUAUCUAAUAAUUAAGACGGAGAUGUUAUUUACUCAUUAAUGAAGUAAACAACAAAGAAAAAAAAAACGAAGCAAAAACCUUAAACGGUUAUUAAGAUGCUACACAUCACUAACGAUAAACUGUUUAUUUAUUAUUUAUAAAUACAGACUUAAAAAACUUAAUCUCGGUUUCAUUAGAAAAAAGCACGAAUUAAUAGACAAAACUGUGUAAAAUAGAUUUUAUUCCCGUUUUAAUUUUCUGUCAAGUUUUCCUGUCACUCUGAGGAUUAGCUAAGUGAGUUAGCAACCGCUAAUGCUAUCCUACAUGUGAGGUCACCCUGCUGCCAAGUGACCAUCUGAUUUAGUGAGAGACAAGCAAGAGGAGACAAGACAAACCGAGACAGGACCUUCUCAAAAGAAUGAAUUUUCUGUGAAUCAGAGUCCUUCCAGUUCCACUUCACCAUGAGCUGGAGCUUCUUAACUCGCCUUUUAGAUGAAAUUCAUAACCACUCGACAUUUGUGGGGAAAAUCUGGAUCACGGUCCUUGUGGUGUUUCGGAUUGUUCUCACUGCUGUGGGUGGCGAGUCCAUCUACUACGACGAGCAGAGCAAGUUUGUGUGUAACACAGCUCAACCUGGAUGCGAGAAUGUGUGCUAUGACGCAUUUUCACCGCUCUCGCAUGUCCGCUUCUGGGUAUUCCAGAUUGUUUUGGUGGCCACGCCUUCUGUGAUGUACCUCGGCUAUGCUGUCAACAAGAUUGCCCAGUUGGAAACAGCCAAAGAGAGUGUCGUAAGCACUUCAGUGAAAUAUUCCCUCUGCAGACGUCAGAACCGAGCUCUGGAGGAAGCUGAAGAAGACCAAGUGGAAGAUCCGAUGAUUUACAAUGUGACCGAAAUGGAACGCGGAAAUGACAACAUAACUCCGGGUGCAGCGGGAAGUGGUACAAAAGCACGACAUGACGGCCGACAGCGAAUCCAGCGAGACGGACUUAUGAGAGUUUACAUCCUCCAGCUUGUUGCUCGGUCUUUUUUAGAAAUAGCCUUCCUGAUUGGUCAGUAUAUGCUUUUUGGUUUCGCUGUCCCGGCUCAUUACAUGUGCUCGAGAAAACCGUGUCCUCACGUGGUGGAUUGCUUUGUUUCCCGUCCGACGGAGAAGACGAUCUUUUUGUUCAUCAUGUAUGCCGUCACCCUGCUCUGCAUGCUGAUUAAUAUGUUGGAGAUGUUCCAUCUCGGACUGAGCAAAAUGUUCGAUCUCCUGCUGGCCAGACAGCGGCGUCACAGCCCAGACGAUGACCUGACUGUAAGCGAGAAUGAUGGACAAGGAGGAUACGGAGGGUACACGCAUUCCUGGACCUCUCCUGCAGCACUGCCAGACUACAACAUCGCUGUGAAUCCGGAAACGGUGGUAUUUAUACAAAAGGUAGAGGAGGAGAAAUCACCCAGAGCGCAUCAGCAGCAGUACGGAAGCACAAAAGACAACUUUCUCCAAGUACAGAAAGCAGCAGAAAAGAACCAAAAGGCAAAGCAACAACAUGACAAGAGAAAUCAACGUGAACAUGAAAGAAACAAGCGAGACAGAAGCAGAAGGGAGCGAGGGAGCAGCCGCAGUAGCAGCAAGUCGAAUAAGAAGAAGCCGUGUGUUUGGAUUUGAGACGCAAUCCAGUGAAAUUUGCUUCAGUACCAAAAGUAAACUAGUAUAAGUACUGAGAGCUUUUCUUUUUUCAGAACACAAGUUUUAGAUUUGAGGUUUAGGUAUUCAGCUUAGUAUCGGUAAACAAUGAUGUCUAUUUUUCAACAUGGACGAGACAAUUCUUAGCGCUGAAAAAUCCCACAACGAUCACUGAGACACGUGAAAGAAAUGUAGACUGUAGCCAUCUAAAACCACUUGAUUGCACAAUCAAAAUCUUCCGGAAUCUGAAACAGCUGAAAUUCCCAUAGAGGAUUGUGGGUAGAGGCUAUAAACCUGUAUCUGCAGUCUUUGUAAACACAGCUGGUGUCAGAUUUUUGUCCUUUUCUGAAUUAAAGAAACAUGCACACAGGGGACAUGGUUUUUUAUGGAAGCAAAAGCAUGCUGAAGGAUUCGUAAAUAAGCGUUUCCCUUUUUGACUCCACUCUAUAGUGGAAAUUAAGUAAAGAAAUAACUUCUAUGUUUUAUUCUUUGCUGUCUCCAAAGAAGGGUGACAUGCUCACACACAGAAUCCACAACUGUGAGCAUCAGAACUUUGAGUUAUUGAGUCUUUCCAUUACAAUAUAAAGUAAUGUGUUGAAUGCAGAGUGUUUUUUUUUUGUUUGUUUGUUUGUUUCUGGAUGUCAGACAUGAAAGAGAUUAAAAAUUUCCUUUGAGAGCUAAUCCAGAGGCCAAUAACAGGAAGAUCAGAAACAGAAAUGAACUGAAGCGACGGUUAGCGUCUGUUUCUCAUUGAGGAUAUUUUUGUUUGGUGCUGCUAUUACGUGCCUUUAAUUUCUUUCUUUCUGUCUUUUCUUGUCGUUAUUCUUGUUGGAUUUGUUUGUAGUAGGAACUGGAUCAUAUUAAAUCGCAGAUGAUGACGUUACACCACAUGCAGUCCAUCAAAGGAGACAAGAGCUAUGAUGCUAACAUAGCUAACAAGCUAGUCACCGGUUUAGCAUGUUGCACUGAAUAUGACAUCAGUUGCGUAUCUUCAGUCGGCAUCAAACUCAGUGAGGCUUCUGACUCAAAAACACAACUUUGAAGAUGAAUCUAAAAUCAUUUUUCCUCAGCAAAGUUUGUGUUUCUCUCUUAUAAUGUUAACAAAGUACAGAAAAGCUGUGUGUUGUUCAGUAUCUCUGACGAUUGAGGCUCCUUCCCUAACUAAUAAAUAAAUGAAGGUCUCCUCACAAAAUAUCCAGAGUGAAAACAUUUUUAUUAACACCACUGUGUGGCUGUUAAACUGGUAGCUUUAAGCUUCAUUACUUACAGAAACAAACAUUGAACAUGUGAUGGGCUGCAUUUGGGGUAAAAGUGAAAGAGUAACAUUCCUGAUUUCUCACUCGUUAUUUUUUUUUGUAUGUAAAUGAUAUAAUGUCUGGGUUUUUAUUUUCUCCAUGUUAAGUUUGAAAAAUGGAUUUUCUGUUGGAAAGAAGGUGCACUCGGUUCAGCCCUGUUUAUUUACUUUUUCACAGGUUGAGGGCCAUGUUAAAGAAUGUUCUAUAACUUUAUCACUGGAGAGGAUUGAAUUAUAUCAGCGUUACCCAGAAUGCAUUGUGGCAUCGUUGCCGUUUGCUUUUCACGAUGAACGAUGAAACUGAAAAUUCUACGUGUGAACAGGAACAAUAAAACACUUUAUGUUUUCUUA
Tachysurus fulvidraco (yellow catfish) is the source of this 3480-nucleotide messenger RNA. RefSeq names its product gap junction gamma-1 protein-like. Gene Ontology annotation, biological process: cell communication. The record is from RefSeq and is a predicted model, not a curated record. Lineage: Eukaryota; Metazoa; Chordata; Actinopteri; Siluriformes; Bagridae. The transcript is spliced from 4 exons. The coding region runs from base 630 to 1817 and encodes 395 amino acids. Gene Ontology annotation, cellular component: connexin complex.